ACGCCGACCUAUAAAUUCUCUCGUUUUUCUCUCGACCUGGAGCAGUAGAACGAGAGAGGGAGAGAGCGGGAGGGAGCUCGAGCUGAGGGGAGAUGCCAGGGUUGACGUGCAACGCGUGCAACAAGGAGUUCGUGGAUGAGGCGGAGCAGAAGCUCCACUACCGAUCGGAAUGGCACCGGUACAACCUCAAGCGCAAGGUAGCAGGAGUCCCAGGGGUGACUGAAGCACUAUUCCAGUCUAGGCAAUUAGCUCUGACUGAAGAAAGGAACAAAUUGAGUGCAUCUCCCAUGUUGUACAGUUGUGCUCUUUGCCAGAAGGAGUACAGAAGUGCUAAGGCUCAUGCUCAACAUUUGAAUUCAAAGAGUCAUGCUUUGAAAGCUUCUCAAGAUGCAAGUGCUCUGGGCGCUGGCAUUACUACAGUAAUAAAGCCACUUACAACUCGUGCACCAAAUAAGUCAACUUUAAGUAAGCCUCCAAUGUUUAAAGGAAGGGCUGAAGAGGGUACUGAAAGUGAUGAUGAAUGGGUGGAGGUCGGCUCUGCUGAUGAUCUGGAUGAGGCUUCUAAAGCUGUGAUGGAUCUCCAAGUAAAUGAGGAUGCUUCUGGGACUGAUGCUGAGGAAGAAGAUUACAUGGAUGAAGAUGAAGACCUAGACCCUGCAAGCUGUUUCAUUUGUGACCAAAAGCAUAAAACUAUUGAGAGCUGCAUGGUUCACAUGCAUAAGCAGCACGGUUUUUUCAUACCAGAUGUUGAGUAUUUGAAGGAUCCCAAGGGUUUCCUUACAUAUGUCGGUCUGAAGGUUAAAAGGGAUUUCAUGUGCUUGUAUUGCAAUGAUAGAUGUCAUCCUUUUCAUAGCCUGGAGGCUGUUAGGAAGCACAUGAUUGCAAAAGGUCAUUGCAAGGUACAUUAUGGUGACGGAGGCGAUGAUGAGGAAGCAGAAUUGGAGGAAUUCUACGAUUAUAGCAGCAGCUAUGUUGGUGUGGAAGGAAAACAGUUGGUAGCAUCUGACAAUGUGGACAAUGUUGAACUUGGAAGUGGGGGAUCUGAGCUCAUUAUAAAAAGCACUACUGAUGGCAAGACAUCUGUUAAGACUCUUGGUUCUAGGGAAUUUCUUCGUUAUUAUCGCCAAAAACCACGCCCAUCACCUUCAAGCGACAUUGCUCUAGCAAUUACUUUGGCUUCAAGGUACCGAAGCAUGGGCUUGGCAACAGUUCAGUCAAGAGAACAAAUCGUGCGAAUGAAGGUUUUGAGGGAGAUGAAUCGGAGCGGCGUGGAAGCUAUGCGCUCCAAGAUUGGAAUGAAGAGUAACGUCAUUAGAAACCUUCCUAAGAACGUCACACAUUAAUCUGAGUUCAAACUUUUCAAAAAUUUGCAUUCCUUAUAUGCAUAAAACACCAAUUCAUGUAUUGAGCUAAAUAUUUAUUGCCUGUGUGUGCUUUGUACUACUUUGGUCUACAUACAAGUUUCCGAAAAUUUUGUAAAACGCUCCAAGAAAUCCUCUUAACUGAACUUUGUUAUAUAUUUUUUUUCUUUUUUC
Molecule: messenger RNA, 1535 nt
Organism: Dioscorea cayenensis subsp. rotundata (Guinea yam)
Lineage: Eukaryota; Viridiplantae; Streptophyta; Magnoliopsida; Dioscoreales; Dioscoreaceae
Product: cytoplasmic 60S subunit biogenesis factor REI1 homolog 2-like
Exons: 5
Coding region: 93-1343 (416 amino acids)
Biological process (GO): ribosomal large subunit biogenesis
Cellular component (GO): preribosome, large subunit precursor
Molecular function (GO): zinc ion binding; nucleic acid binding
Source: RefSeq, a predicted model, not a curated record